AUGGCAGCGGUUCUGAUAAUGAUGCUGGUUCUAGCUCUGGCUCUAGUGUUGGUACUGGCCAUCAUUCUCCCUGUCAUUCUUCUUCCUCGUAAUGGUUAUGUUCGUGAUAACAUGUCAACACCUAAUAUUGCUUCUCGGUUGUCUAAGGAAAUUUCAGACAUUGAGUUAGUCAAUAUUAUCAGACGUAUGGAAGAAUAUGUUCGAUUCUUAGAAAUUCCUAAUUUUUCAGAUCUUACUUUCUCCGCAGGAAUUGCUCAGGCGAAACUAUUUUUCAACAUCCGAAACGUUUCGCCCAGAGAAUUUUUCUCUGAUCAGAAACUAUCCCGAAAUUCUAAAUUUGGAAAGAUUUUUGCAGAUCAAUUUGACAAAACUAAUUCGCCCGAAACACUAUUUCCAACCCUGUCACCUAUUGUGGAUAGUUACAUUGAUCAAAAAGUGUUAUCGCGGCCAGAUAUAACUGUGUCACAUCUCGGUAGCACAAGUAAUGACAUACUGAAAGCAUUUAUCACCGAAAUUUUUAGCGCGAGGGCAGCAGAACGUAUGAUUAAAUGGUUACAUCUUAUCAGUAAUGGAAGCAUUCCAGAUGUCCUUUUACAAGGGAUAAAAUAUUAUCGGGAGGAUGAUGAAAUAGAUGGCAUUGAACAUAUAGAUCCAGAUUAG
Funneliformis caledonium is the source of this 660-nucleotide messenger RNA. NCBI's taxonomy places the organism in Eukaryota, Fungi, Glomeromycota, Glomeromycetes, Glomerales, Glomeraceae. The record is from the annotation of a GenBank genome assembly.